This is a messenger RNA of Trichoplusia ni (cabbage looper), 2301 nucleotides long. RefSeq names its product SOX domain-containing protein dichaete-like. Bases 680 to 1408 code for a protein of 242 amino acids. Lineage: Eukaryota; Metazoa; Arthropoda; Insecta; Lepidoptera; Noctuidae. Gene Ontology annotation, biological process: regulation of DNA-templated transcription; anatomical structure morphogenesis; cell differentiation. The transcript has a single exon. The record is from RefSeq and is a predicted model, not a curated record. Gene Ontology annotation, molecular function: RNA polymerase II cis-regulatory region sequence-specific DNA binding; DNA-binding transcription factor activity, RNA polymerase II-specific.
GAUAGUCAUGUUUCAUGCCAUAACGACUGGGGUGGAGCUCGGCGGGAUUAAGUAUUAUCAAGAACAUAAAACGACGUCCUCUAAACGUUUAACCAAACGGCAAUAAAAAUGUGCGACACAACCAUUUAUCCCUCAAAAGCUAAUACGUUUUAUUAGUAGGAAAUAUGAUUCAGAUUUCGCACAAAAAAGGUGAUAUUCAAACGUUCACUCGUGGCCUCUUUAUAUCAGCAUUUAUUUGGUCCACAACCAAAUUCCACAAUACAAGUGUGUAAAGUAUUCUAUUACUAGAGUUACAUCAUGCAUUGAGCCGCAUUCAGUCGCUGACAUGGCUCCGAACAGCUGCAUGCCUGUUCCGCGCCACGGCACGCCGCUCCAUUGUUGUGCGGGAGCGAGAGGCUCGCGCCCAUUGUGAGCGCGAGCGAGACAACCACAGCGCCAGAGGAGGGGCGCAGGCUGUGCUCGCCGCCCGCUGAUUGGCGCGCGCCAUGCCGCCCUAAAACCCCACCCCCCGCGCUCCGAUACCCACAAGGCCCCGGUACAGACUCGCCAGUCUAUCGUCCGUCUUCGACGCGACACAAUCACCUCCUCGUCUGUGCUCAUUCACCGCAUUGUGCCAUACAACACUAUAGAGCUAAUGCUCUAACAGAACUUACGACUUAGUAAUUAAAGUUCAAUCAUUAUGUCGACAUUGAGUCAUCACCCUUACGCGUUCUCGAUGCACCCGGGCAUGCUGCCGGAGUACCCCAGCGUGCCACAGCCGCUGCCGGCCACCUCGCCGCAGUCCGAGGGACACAUCAAGAGACCCAUGAAUGCGUUCAUGGUGUGGUCGAGGCUGCAGAGGCGUCAAAUCGCCAAGGAUAACCCAAAGAUGCACAAUUCUGAGAUCUCGAAGAGACUCGGUGCAGAGUGGAAGUUGCUGUCAGAGAUGCAGAAACGGCCGUUCAUCGACGAAGCAAAGAGACUGCGUGCUCUACACAUGAAAGAGCACCCGGACUACAAGUACAGGCCGCGCAGGAAGCCCAAGCCCCCCACGUCUGGAGGAGCCCCCGGCGCCGGCGCCUUCGCCAGCUUCCCACUGCCGUACUUCGCAGGGCCGGCGCCCGGCGUGGGACACUUAGACGCGCUGUCAUACCCCGCCGUGCCGCCGUACUUCCCGCACCAGCUGGACCACCUGCAGUUCUCCAAGCUCAUGGCGCCGGCGGAGAAGCUGCCGACGGUGUCGUCGUCGGCGGCGGCCGUGGUGUCCUCGUUCUACUCGUCGCUGUACACGUCGCCGGCGGCGCCGCCGAAGCCCUUCCCCUCGUCGCUGUUCCCGCAGUACGGCGCGGCGCCGGGCUCGCCGGUCUCGCCGCAGCAGCACAGCCCGCACGACGACCAGCUGCGGCGGCCCGUCUCCGUCAUAUAUUGAAGACCAACCUGCCUGCCUUGAGGGAUGACCGUCCCUCGAGAGUCGGCAGCCCCGCAACAGACGGACCCAGCAGUUUAAGUGCUACAGACUGUGAACAACAUUCUAUGGACAUUAUUUAUUUUCUAGAGUUACAAUUGAUGAUGUUAAGUGCGUCUCAUAUCAAGUGGCUUGUAAAUAUGUUAAGGUAGGCCCGAGAUGGGGCGGAUUGAGUUUAACUGUGAUUUCUUUUGUUUUUGCGCCUAUAAAUAUUUAAGGUAAAGUAGCGCCGAAUCGUUAGAUAUGUGAAGUGAGAUUGGUACCAAAAAGAGAUUAUUUUCUAUAGGUGUCUCAUGUAGCUGAAUAGUUAAGUCGUGUAUUGUCAACCCUGAAUUUUGUUUUAGUAAUAACAUAACGACCGUUUGUUGAGUUGUUUGUUUCUUACCUGAGUCGUCAGGGUUGUCUCGCUUUACUUUAUCCAUGUAUAAUUUAUUUAUUCGUUCAAAGUGUAGUUGUAAAUUUAAGAACUAGUUGUCUUAAUAAUAAGUCAUUAGUAGGUACAUCUCAAAGUGUAUAUAAUAGUGUAUUAAUUGAAUUAUCGAUGUCAGUACCAACGAUGUAUUAUAGUAUUUGAGAAAAUAACUUUGUUAAAUGCCAUACAAAAUAAACACUAAAUUGUUUUUAUUUUACUUUAUCGUUUUAAUUGACACCCCUUAUAACGACGAAUGAAGAAAACCUGGAAAAGACAAAUGAAAGAGCAAUGACGAUGAUGAAUUGUCAAAAGAGGUUGGAUACCAAACUAUAGGCGCAUUUAUUUCUUCAAGUUUUCAAAUCCCGAAAAUAAAUGCUUCGUUUUCGGAUCAACAUUAAUUUAACCAGAAUAAUUUAUUUGAUCGCAUAACUUUGAUUAUUUAUUU